Messenger RNA from Cadophora gregata, 741 nucleotides. RefSeq lists its product as uncharacterized. The record is from RefSeq and is a predicted model, not a curated record. NCBI's taxonomy places the organism in Eukaryota, Fungi, Ascomycota, Leotiomycetes, Helotiales, Ploettnerulaceae. The coding region runs from base 1 to 741 and encodes 246 amino acids. The transcript has 2 exons.
AUGGGGUUCCAAAAAUACCUUCCAGCUUUCGUCGCACUCCUUGCAUUUGCAAACGCAAGCUGCAAGAACUUCACUCAGUCAAGUACCCGGUUUGGGAGCGGUUACUACACGUCAACUGCGAGCGAAACCCAGAUUAUCUCCAGAGGUUAUGUCUGCGAUACUCCAAACUCAAACUACGAAUUCAAUUCUACGGGCCAGCAACGCUGCAACAGCUCACAAUGUCCCGCGGUAGCAUACGGAAUCGUCAAUGUAGUCGGCACGACCAACCUCUCCCUGUCCGAAAAAGAUACCGAACGUCUCUUCGACCUGGUCCCCAAGUUCACUACCGACAAACCGUUUUUCCCGUAUGAGUUCUCCGGGAAUGCGACUCGUGUUUCGACAUGCUUUCGUGCGGGGGCGAACGAGUCGUCGGGCUAUUUCUCUUUCACGCCAUUCUUGCUUUGUGCCGAGGGAACACUGUCGAGUUGUAGUGGAGGGCCGGUGGAGGAUGGGACCGCGAUUAAGAUUUGUGCGCCACAUACUUAUGGCGGAGAGAGUAAUCGGCAGCCGGAUGGGGCUCAAGGAUUCGUUACUACCGAUCGCGAGACUGCAGCAAACAUCACUACAAACCCAGCGGCCACGAGAACGCCAAUCGUUAGUGCCGCUGGAAGAAACAUCGCGCUUAAUGGAGGGAUGCAGGCUCUCGGAGUGGCUUUCUGGUUGGUAGUCUGUCUGGGGCUCAGUGGCAUGUCCAGUCUGUGA